Salvelinus sp. IW2-2015 is the source of this 1054-nucleotide messenger RNA. Lineage: Eukaryota; Metazoa; Chordata; Actinopteri; Salmoniformes; Salmonidae. The record is from RefSeq and is a predicted model, not a curated record.
CUUGAUAGAAAAGCUACAGCUUGUGAAAACAACAAGACCACAUCUGGAUAAGAGUAUUCUGACAGUGACAUUUGAAGUAGCUGGGAGUCUCUCAGAGGACGUUUUGAAUGUCUUCAUCCAGGAUCUUCUGUGGGAGAAAGCAUUCAAGAACCAAGCCGGACUUCCCAUGAAGGUCAUUCGCUUGAAGGGGAUCGUGUCCAUCGCAGGUAAAGCCAACCAGGUGAUGUUGCAGGGGGUCCAUGAACUCUACGAGCUGGAUGAGACCCCACAGGUGUGGGGGGAGGAGCCUAGGGUCAACCGCCUCGUCUUCAUAGGGAGAAACCUGGACAGAGAGAUCCUACAGGAACAGUUCAUCUUAACGGUGCUGAAUGUGGGGGACAGGAACUAAACAAGAACCCCACCCCUCUCUCCUCACAGUGAACUAUUACUGUUUAUUUCUGAUACACCACACAAUGAAACACCUUCUGUACCUGCAGGAAUCCUCAUCACUGUGGAGUGUUUCAGUCCAGGAGUACCUCAAAACGUUAUGCUAUUUACUAUUAACCAUGAUUACAGGCCAAACCUCCACAGCGCAAGCAUCUAAUUGACAACAGUACAGUCAGGCUAUACACAGUGUGUAGUCGGGUCACUUGCUGAUGAGGCAAAUGCUACGAGGAAACCUUAGAUUAGUGUUUGAGUGUACUCAAUCCAUCAUCAACACCAUUACCCAGUCAUACACUCUCCACUCAAUCAAGAUAAAAAGACAAUUGGAAAAUAGAGAAGUAAAUAGUGUUCUUACUAUCAUUUUCUUUGUAAAUUAUGUUUAACUUUGGAAACUCCUAACACCCAUAACCUAUUCAUUGAAAGCAUGAGUGUAUUCAUCAAUAGUUUUGCUGUGUUUAAAAUCUGUAAGUUGUUGGUGAAGUUAAGGUUUUGGACAGGCUAAGGCUUUUAUCACAUCUUAUCUCAAAACUGGUGCACCACAAAAUUAGGCUGUCUGUAAAUGUCCACAUGCUUGACUACUACAUGGGGUGUUUCAAUUAUUGAAAUAAAGAAACAUUAUUAAGUAAUCUGA